UCACCUACGUGCGUCCAUGUUUUGCUCCAGCCCGAGGAGAGAGCCCGGUGUGUUUUCACUGGGAUUAUUAUACAGCUGCAACACCGAGCACCGUGCAUCACGUUAUUUAACAGACGGUAGCCCGGCGCUGUCGUGCUGAAGGAGGACCGAGCAGAGAAUGCCGUCUCUGUCGGAGCAGCUGCAGGAGGUGCGGAGUCGGGCUGAAGUGUGUCUGUACUCUGGUGGCAGGGUGGUGGAGGUUCGGGCUGGGGUAAUGGCUAUGGCUAAUCUACCUUUACCGCCCUGCUCCAAAUACCACCACAUUGCUGCAGAGACCAUCGUCAUAGAAAACAGCUUUGGCAGCAACAGGAAGGAGACCCUUGCAUCUCUCCAGCGCUUGUCUACAGCACUGAACAUCCUGGAAAAGUAUGGCUGUAACUUGACAAAUCCCAACAGGCCAAAGUACUGGAGGACCGUGAAACACAACAACCCCGUGUUCAGGGCCACUGUUGAUGGUAUUCAGGGAGGACGAGCAGUGCUCUGUCUCUAUGGUUACUCCAAUCAGCAGCCAGAUGGGCUCAGCUUCCCCGAUGAUGUCACAGAUCCUGAUGUGGGCCGAGUUGCUGCAGUAACACUGGAAGUGAUGAGCCUGAGGAUGGAACUAGAAAUGCUUAUUAAGGAGGCUCAUCCCCACCCUGAGUUCUAUGAGAGAAUCAUUCCUACACUGAGACACAAGGAUGUGGGUCUCAACACUGACGCUGUGGUCUACCACUCCUCCUCCAUUUCAUGCCAUUCAGACGGUCAGACCAAGUCUCUAGCCUUCCCCCCACACCAUCGCUCCUCCAGGGAGAGCAGCCAUGUCCGCUCCUUGUCCUCCAACCACCAAAGUCUCAGGUCCACUCAGGUCUUUUCCACUUCCUCAAACAAACACCCAGAAAACUGCGCUAUCUGUGAAAUAUUCCGUAUCUCUGCCCACUGCCUCACCUGCCUCCAGGGACUCUGCUCAGAAUGUGACAGACUGUACCACUCCUAUCCUGAGAGGGCUAAUCACCGUCGAACAGCUGUCACAUCAUCAUCAUCAUCAUCAUCCCAAAACAGGAACAGUCACAGUUCUUCCACCUGGCAUUGCCUUCACUGCACUAAAGUCAACUCUGUCCAGGAUGUGCUGUGUGAGGAGUGUCGGCGCCCUCGCUUGGAAUCGAUCAGCUCUAAAGCAGAUGAAUCUCAGCCUGCCACCGUCACUGAGUGGCAGUGUAAGAGCUGUACCAUGGUGAAUGCAACCAGCAGUAUUCUGUGUGAGGUGUGUGAAAGACCUCGUUUGGCCACACGACCUCCAGUGACCCCGUCACACCCACCCAUCACCCCCCCCAGACCAGCAGCACCAGUACUGGGCAUGCCCGGUGACCCUGACAGCCAGUGGGUGUGUCAGUUCUGUACCUAUCUGAACUACUCUCCUGCUACAGUGUGUGAGAUGUGUGACCUGGCUCGUCCAGAGCCCGCACCCCUGCCCGUGAAGCUCCGCCCUCCCUCUCCAGUCAGACGGGUCCCUGCUCUGUCAGUCAAACCCAAAGAGCCCGCCCCUGAAGACCUGGACCCCUGGAGGCAGAGGCUGAUGAAGGAGGAGGGGCAGAAACUGAUUCAACUGAUUAGAGAUGGGGAGAAGAAAGGAGUGAGUCCAGAGGAGGUGUACACAAGCAUGAGGGUAGCUGGAGACAGCAGCAUCCUGCCCUGCAAGUGGUUAAAGACAGAGCUUCCUCUGCUGUUAGACCAGAUCAGGAUGCUGGUGGCAACAUCCUCCCUUCAGUCUGUUUCUGACAAGACCACAACAGAGCACACAAGCAAGUCAUGUGAAGCUCCUGCUGAGGAUGCUGGGAAAGAGUUGGACCCUGCAGAAACAGAGAGUGUGGUCCAGUUGUCCAUAGCAGAGGCCAAGCAGGCCUGGCUGACAGCAGGGGGCGACACAGAGAGAGCUGCCAGACAAGCUCUGAGAGACCGACUCGCCAAGGUAAAGGAGCUGUGUGUGCUGGGCUUCAGUGAUGAGGCUCACUGUCAUGAGGUUUUGAGGCAGAGUGGUGGUGAGGUGAGAGGGGCCCUGGCCCUCCUGCAGCGACCCCUUCUGGAACCCUUUCACAAGCACAUUUGGAGUGACAAGCCCGAGCCUCCUGUAGACAUCCAUCACCCUGACAAACAGCGCAUAUGUCGGAGGUUACUAGCAGUGUACGAUCUUCCUAGCUGGGGUCGCUGUGAGCUAGCCAUGUCGCUGCUUCUAGAGCACAGCGCCCCCUACUCACUGGAAGACGUAGUGCAGGCUGUACGAGAGUCCCACGACAGGGAGUUUAUCAAGAGAGUGCUGGCUAAAGAGUGUCCCAUCUGCCUCUCUGUCUUCCCCCACAGCAAGAUGCAGUCUCUGACGUCAUGCCAGUGUUCAGUGUGUUGUGGUUGUUUCCAGCAGCACUUCACCAUCGCUAUAAGGGACAAACACAUCAGAGACAUGGUGUGUCCAGUCUGCUGGGAGCCUGACAUCAACGACCCUGAACACCUCAACAGCUACUUCUCCACCCUGGACAUCCAGCUGCGAGAGUGUCUGGAGCCAGAAGUCUAUGAGCUGUUCCAUAAGAAGCUGACAGAGCAGGCGCUAAUCAAGGACCCCAAGUUCCUCUGGUGCUGUCAUUGUUCAUAUGGGUUCAUCUAUGAUGGAGACCAGCUGAAGGUUGCGUGUUUUCAGUGUCGCAACAGUUUCUGUGCUCAGUGUAAAAAGCCUUGGGAGUCUCAGCAUGCAGGUCUGUCCUGUGAACAAUACCAGUCAUGGAAGAGGGAGAAUGAUCCAGAGUAUCAGAGACAGGGCCUGGCUGGAUACCUCAGAGACAACGGCAUCACCUGUCCUAACUGUCGCUUUCAGUAUGCGCUGUCUAAAGGAGGCUGCAUGCAUUUCUGCUGCUCACAGUGUCGUUACCAGUUCUGCAGUGGCUGCAACAACCCUUUCCACACUGAUAAUUCCUGUGCCGGUGAUCGCAGCUUCUGCCUCCUUCUGGAUUUCUGCCAGCCUAUCUACCUGUCUCUCCAGCCACACCGUCUUGCCUGUCUCUGUAAUCUACACCACCGAGCCAGACCUUUUGGACCCAACCUGCUCCAUGCUACUGGUUCCACUGACGGUCAGUCUCCACACCUCACUGCCAACUGCACACCGUGGCCAGUCCAGGUCUACACCGCACCACCUGCUCCUUGCCUCAGGGCCGCUGUCUGUCCGGAUCCACACAUCACCGCCAACUCCACACCACAGAUCCGCUGCCAGCCAGCCAACACUCCACCGCCUGCUCUGCGGUACGGACCUGUCUGCCUCUCCAGAUCCACACUGCACUCAAUCCGAGCCAGGCUACUAACCGCUGCUUCAGUCUCCACUCCUGAACCAUCGCUGCUUCCCCUGAGCCGCCGAGAAUGGCGCCGAAGGCUCCACUCAGGAAAACUACACCCCUUCCCACUGAAACUAGAUAUAAUCAAAUAUAGAGUGACUUUGUCUUUAAAACUUCCCCAAUUGUGUUCUGCAUCUGUGGAUUCAAGAAAUGUACACUAUGACAGAACGAUCUGGCCAACAUGAACCCAGCAGACACUAACCCUGAAGAGGCGCCCUACCAACAAGCGCUGACCAACCAAGGUAUGCUUCUCGGACAGCAUGAGCAGCUUCUCCGGGCUCUGUCUGACAGCAACCAGGCUAUGGUCACUCAGAUCAAGCAACUGACCCUCCAGGUUUCUAGGCUAACCACCCAGCUCUCUGCCUCGGUUCCGGUGACAUCAUCCCCACCAGCCUCACCGGCGCCUUCGCUGUCCUCACCACCGCUCCGGGACUCCUACGCCUCUGACCCGAGCCCCUUUUCCGGAGAAGUGACCGGCUGUCGGGGUUUUCUGCUGCAGUGUUCCUUGUUCUUCUGCCAGCGUCCCGUCACAUUUUCCUCUGAUCAGUCCAAGAUCAACUACAUCGUGGUUACUACGGGGGAGAGCACUAUCAUGGGCAGAAGCAACACACACAAGCCGACCCCUCUCGUCACUUUGGCAGAAUUUCUUUAAAUGAUAAAGACAGUCUUUGAUCAUCCUGACGCCUGUUGGACGGCUGGAAGCCGACUUUUAUGGACCACCCAAGGGACCCGUAGUGUGGCAGCCGUGGUGGAACGAGCAGGCACUGUUCAGUGCGUUCAGGAGGGGGCUGAGUGAGCAAAUCAAGGACGAGUUGGCUGCCUGAGACGAACCUGCGGGCUUAGACGCUCUGAUUUCGCUAUGCAUCAGUAUACGCUAUGCAUCAGCAUACGCAUACGCGAACGACGCCAAGAGCGCACUAACCAGUCUCCUGCCCAGUCAUCACGCAGCACUACAUCUGAGACCAUGUAUUGACUAUAGAGGACUCAACCAGAACACCGUGAAAAACAAGUAUCCUCUGCCUCUCAUCAACUCAGCCUUCGAACCCCUCCACAGGGCCACCAUUUUGACUAAACUGGACCUCCGCAACUCCUAUCACCUGGUCCGGAUACGGGAGGGGAUGAAUGGAAGACCACUUUCAACACGCCCCUAGGUCACUUCGAAUACCUGGUCAUGCCAUUCGGGCUUACCAACGCACCGGCGGUUUUCCAAGCACUGGUAAAUGAUGUCCUUUGUGACUUUUUGAACUGUUUUGUGUUUGUCUACCUUGACAACAUCCUCGUCUUCUCCUGAGACCAAGCCAGUCACGUCAUACACGUCCGUCAGGUCCUACAGCAACUCCUGGAAAACAGGCCAUGGUCAAGGCUGAAAAGUGCGAAUUCCACGCUAACUCUGUGAGCUUCCUGGGGUACAUUCUGGAGAGUGGACAGAUGAGGACGGAUCCAGCCAAGGUUAAAGUGGUGUUUGAGUGGCCCAGUCGCCUGCUACUCGCAAACAGCUACAAUGCUUCCUGGGAUUCGCCAACUUUUACCGGAGAUUCAUCCUAGACUAUAGUCGUGUGGCAGCUCCGCUCACCAAGCUCACCUCCUCCAAGGUUCCCUUCUCCUGGAACACUGAAGCAGAUGCUGCCUUAGCUAAACUCAAGGCCCUCAGCUCCUAUCCUUAUCCAACCUGAUCCAGUGCAUCAAUUCACGGUAAAGGUGGAUGCUUCAGACGUGGGAGUUGGGGCCGUACUCUUCCAGUAUUCCAACACCAACCGGCGACUCCAUCCUUGUGCCUUCUUCUCCCAACAACUCACCCCCUCCGAACGGAACUACGAUGUGGGCAACAGGGAGCUGUUGGCAGUAAAAAUGACAUUGGAGGAGUGGCGGCACUGGCUGGAAGGAGUGGAGCAACGAUUCAUAGUCUGGACGGACCACAAAAAUCUAGAGUACAUCCGGUCAGCCAAAAGACUCAACUCUCGCCAGGCACGAUGGGCAUUGUUCUUUGGGUGCUUUAAUUUCACACUCACCUACCGGCCCAGGUCAAAAAACAUUAAGGCCGACGCACAUCCUGCCAAGAUCUUUACCUGGACAACAAACCCGGAACAGACACUAUACUGCCUCCCACCUGCAUGGUGCCCGCUUUGACGUGGGAAAUAGAGUUCGUGGGAAGGGAGGCCCAGAGAGACCAACCGGACCUAGGCGACGGACCUCCUAACCGCAUGUUUGUUCUGGACGCUACUCGCUCCCAGGUGCUUCAGUGGGUUCAUAACUCCUGCUUCGCCUGUCACAUUGGUGUUACUCGAAUGCUUUCUCUACUCUGGCGUCACUCAUGGUGGCCUUUGUGGCCGCUGGUUCCGUCUGUGCUCGAGGGAAAUCCUCUUAUCGGCCACCGGCCAGUCUGCUCCAAUCACUCCCGGUCCCCAGUCACCCAUGGUCCCACAUCGCACUAGAUUUUGUUACCAGACUGCCCCCGUCGCAGGGUAACACCACCAUCCUUACCAUCGUGGAUCGGUUCUCCAAGGCGGUGCACUUCGUUGCCUUACCCAAACUCCCCUCAGCUCUGGAGACGGCGGACCUCCUGACCCAGCAAGUCUUCCGGCUCCACGGGAUCCCGUUGGAUAUCGUCUCGGACCGGGGGCCCUAGUUUAUCUCUCAGGUUUGGAAAUCUUUCUGUCAAGUUCUGGGAGCCACCAUCAGCCUUUCCUCCGGCUUCCACCCUCAAUCUAACGGCCAGACGGAGAGGGCGAACCAGGACCUCGAGGCAGCUCUCCGCUGCGUAGCCGA
Messenger RNA from Siniperca chuatsi (mandarin fish), 6155 nucleotides. Its product is annotated as E3 ubiquitin-protein ligase RNF31-like. Lineage: Eukaryota; Metazoa; Chordata; Actinopteri; Centrarchiformes; Sinipercidae. Gene Ontology annotation, molecular function: K48-linked polyubiquitin modification-dependent protein binding; ubiquitin protein ligase activity; K63-linked polyubiquitin modification-dependent protein binding. The transcript is spliced from 20 exons. The record is from RefSeq and is a predicted model, not a curated record. Gene Ontology annotation, cellular component: LUBAC complex. The coding region runs from base 158 to 3574 and encodes 1138 amino acids. Gene Ontology annotation, biological process: protein linear polyubiquitination.